Molecule: messenger RNA, 465 nt
Organism: Impatiens glandulifera
Lineage: Eukaryota; Viridiplantae; Streptophyta; Magnoliopsida; Ericales; Balsaminaceae
Product: ankyrin repeat domain-containing protein 39 homolog
Exons: 5
Coding region: 1-465 (154 amino acids)
Biological process (GO): protein ubiquitination; positive regulation of protein catabolic process
Molecular function (GO): protein binding
Source: RefSeq, a predicted model, not a curated record
AUGGCAGAAUUUGAGUCUAAAAUUCAUCCUCAAUUCAAGGAAAUUGCUGCUGCUAUUAAAAAAAAUGAUGCAUAUAGUCUCAGUGUUGCUCUAGAUAAUUUUAAUGGAAAUAUUAACGAAGAUUUGAUAGACGGAGACACUGCUCUUCAUUAUGCAUGUGAAAAUUACAGUCAAUCCUGUUUCGAGCCUCUACAUGAAGCCGUAGAUAUUAAUGUUAUUAAAUUAUUGUUUAAUGUUCGAGCUACUAAUCUAGAUGGUAUAAAUAAAAUGUUAAAAUCAGUUGAUAUAGCUGGAAAAACACCUCUUCAUCAAGCAGCAAUUUAUGGAAAUGCUAAAGUAGUAAAAUUGUUAUUGGAUUUUGGAGCUUCAACUGAAAUAACAGAUUACAAUGGAAAGAUUCCAUGGGAUUUGGCUAAACCUAAUUCAAAUAUUAGAAGAAUACUAGAGGAAAAUGAUGAAGAUUAA